Molecule: messenger RNA, 3017 nt
Organism: Epinephelus fuscoguttatus (brown-marbled grouper)
Lineage: Eukaryota; Metazoa; Chordata; Actinopteri; Perciformes; Serranidae
Product: plexin domain-containing protein 1-like
Exons: 13
Coding region: 505-1950 (481 amino acids)
Source: RefSeq, a predicted model, not a curated record
GAAAAAAUGUAGAAAUACAUAAAUAUUUCCUCUUUGUGGAAGACUUGCAAAAAUCCAGAGCACUGUUAGAGAGAAACACAAGGAAAGACACAAGAGACAGACAGAGAGGAGGGAGUGAACAAUCAUUUCAAGGAGCAGAAAAUAAUGAGACUGGAGCAAAGGAAGGGCAAAGAGAAAACACCUUACUCUGCAACACUUCAACUGUUUGUCAACUCUUUCCCUGACAUGGACCCGCCAUCCCAGAAGUUACUCUAAAGGGCCAAACAAGGACACAAAGCAGAGAAGAGUGACAGACAGAGGAGGGAGAAAAGCAGUAAAUCUUGGCUGAGGUGAGGAAAAAGCAGUGGUGUGGGAGAGCAGAGAGCGACGGAAGUCAGGGGAGUGGAGGAGUGAGGCGCCCCGUUCCUUCCAGCGAAGUGAGAGGGGGGAAGAAAAAAGAAGUAGAAGAAGAAGAAGAGAGGAGUGAUAAAGAGUCGGGGAAGGAGGGAGAAGAGUCGGCUGGACAUGGGGCUUUGUGCUGUUCUCCUCAUCUGUCUCUCCCAGGCUGAGCUGGGGAGAGUCUGGGCUCAGGAGCAUGAAGAUGCACUGAGCGGGACUCCUCUGCAGAGAGAUGGAGAUCUGUCCGGUUUUCACAGAGACAGUAGGGACCAGCAGACCCCACACAAACACAGAGAAGCCCGCAACACUGACGGAGGAGGAGGACUUGAUAUCAGUACCCUGCCUGACAACGUGACCCGCGUAGUGGAGGACUCCCAGAGGUACUACACAUGGCAGAGUUUUGGUCCAACAGACAGACGGACUGAGGACUUGUGGGUAAAUCUGAACACCCUGCACAGGAGCCAAGUCCAGAUCCAUGGCAUACUGUCUAACGCACACCGACAGGCGGCGAGGGUGGCACUGUCCUUUGAGUUCCCUUUUUAUGGACACCACCUGAGACAAAUCAUCGUAGCAACUGGUGGGUUCAUCUUCAUGGGGGACAUCACUCAUCGAAUGCUGACUGCCACACAGUACAUCGCUCCCCUCAUGGCCAACUUUGACCCCAGCUUCUCCAAAAACUCCACAGUGAGAUACUCAGACAACGGGAAUCUAUUUGUGGUGCAGUGGGACAAAGUGCAGCUGAAGGACCGAGAGGCUGAGGGAGCUUUUACUUUCCAGACAAUCCUCCACAGAAAUGGAACCAUUGUUUUCAACUACAGAAACAUCCCCAUACCAGUGAGUGAAAUGAAUUCUACUGAGCAUCCAGUGAAGGUGGGACUGUCUGAUGCUUUCAUGGCACUCCUCCCCUCCUCACAGCUCUCAGAAGCGAAUCGCCGCACUAUCUAUGAGUAUCAUCGUGUUGAGAUUAACAUCACAAAGAUUGUUAGCAAAUCUGCUUUUGAGUUCACACCUCUGCCCACUUGUCUUCAGCACACAUCCUGCGAACUCUGCCUAUCAUCCAACUUGACAACUGGCUGCGGCUGGUGCAACACACUUCAACGAUGUUCCGACGGAAUCGACCGGCACAGACAAGAGUGGUUAGAUUAUAACUGCCCUGAAGAGGCAAAAGGCACAUGUGAGGACUACAUCCCAAUACUACCUGAGGGGUCUAUGAGCUCCUUCAACCAGUCUUCUCCAGGUCCAACACCUUCUUCAGCAGAGAUCGAAGACCAGCCUGUCACUAAAGAUAUACAGACGAGUCCUCCAAACAAUAAGGGGAUAACAGAGAACACGGCCAUCAUAGCAGGCGUAGUGGCUGCACUGGUUCUGCUUGUAGCUCUGACCUUACUGGCUGUCUACUACAUCAACACACACCCCACAGUUGCUCCACCGUUCUACCUCAUGCAGCGACGCACCAAUAACUACUGGCCCUCCAUGAAGUUCCGCAACCAGGGCUGCCACUCCAGUUACGCCGAGGUCGAGCUUGGGGGUCAUGAAAAGGAAGGUUUCAUUGAAGCUGAGCAGUGCUGCUAAGAGUCCUGGACUGACAGGACUCAGCCAGAAGAAGAAAGGGCACCAUCUUGAGGACUGCAAAGGUAUUACUAGGGGAUGAAUAUGGACGAUCAGGCCGAACAUCGACACAGGGUGUCCCGACUCCAACCUUGGCGGCUGGACAGUGUUUACUGUAACUGCUCUUGUAGCUCUUGCCAGCUUUCUCUGUGUCUUUUGCUCUUUGCCAUUACACAGGGGAUUUGCCAUAUGAUUCAAGGGUUGGAGGGUCUGAGAGGAAGACGACUGUACAGAGAUGAUGACAUGCAAGCGUGUAACUGUACAAAAACCCAUCAAUGCAAGGGGAUGUCAGGGAAUGAAUCGAACUAGCCUUCAUACUGCAAACCAACAUACAGCUCAACUUAAUGUGUUUCUGUUUUUAUUCAGUUUAUUUUUGUUUCAUGAAACUUCCACGCGACCAAUGACUGGUUCAUAAAAUGUUAUAUCUCUGUGGACUUCACUAUAACAGAUAUUUAGCUAUAUAACUGAUAGUGACUAUAAUGGUCAUCUUGAGCUUCUCUGGAGAAAUUCUGUAUGGAUGAAUUUUAGUGACAUCACGUUAUGAGAGUUUUCUUUUAACCUUUCUGUUUAAAUGUCUUCUAAUAAAAGCUGGUGGUGAGUGUUGAUAUAAAUGUCAUGCUUGGUGAGGAGUUGAGAACAAAUGGUGCAGACCACUUUGCAGACAUUUAGACCAGGUAAAGAAGAUGCUGGUCAAUGUCAGGUGAGUGCUAUCGGGUAACAUACAGUUUAAUUUACAUGCCAAUAUUUAAUUCUGAUAAUUGAAUGAAUGAGCUCUAAAUGCACUCAUUCAUUUAAACUGAUGUAAAGGUACUAUUAAAUUAGUUCUUAUAGUUGUUGCUUACAUGCACAUUAAUACUUGGGACAUGGGCUGGCAUGUAAUUUAAUAUGCCACCAAACCUUUGAACAUUUACACCUACUGUCUAGGCUAGGGUUGCAACGUUAUGAGAUUUUCAUGGUACGUUAACCAUCCCAGAAAAUAGUGCAGUGUCACGGAAUUACGGUACUGAUAUUAUUGUAUUGUGGGGACUCUG